This is a messenger RNA of Carlito syrichta (Philippine tarsier), 1674 nucleotides long. It is a transcript of the gene MVD, whose product is annotated as mevalonate diphosphate decarboxylase. The record is from RefSeq and is a predicted model, not a curated record. The coding region runs from base 1 to 1182 and encodes 393 amino acids. Lineage: Eukaryota; Metazoa; Chordata; Mammalia; Primates; Tarsiidae. Gene Ontology annotation, biological process: isoprenoid biosynthetic process; isopentenyl diphosphate biosynthetic process, mevalonate pathway. Gene Ontology annotation, cellular component: cytosol. Gene Ontology annotation, molecular function: diphosphomevalonate decarboxylase activity; ATP binding. The transcript has 10 exons.
AUGGGGGCAUCUGAGAGCAAGAACCAGAGCCUGCCCCUCAGCCACUCUGGGGGGAAGCGUGAUGAGGAGCUGAUCCUGCCUCUCAACUCGUCCCUGAGCGUCACCCUGCACCAGGAACAGUUAAAAACCACCACGACGGCUGCUAUCAGCAAGGACUUCACCGAGGACCGCGUGUGGCUCAACGGGCAGGAGCAGGACACUGGACAGCUGCGGCUGCAGGCCUGCCUGCAGGAGAUCCGCCGUCUGGCCCGGAAGCGGCGCAGCGCACAGGACGGGGACAUGCUGCCCCUCAGCCUCAGCUACAAGGUGCACGUGGCAUCGGUGAACAGCUUCCCCACAGCUGCGGGCCUGGCCUCCUCGGCGGCGGGCUAUGCCUGCCUAGCCUACACACUGGCCCGGGUCUACGGGGUGGACAGCGACCUCUCGGAAGUGGCCCGCCGGGGCUCAGGCAGCGCCUGCCGGAGCCUGUAUGGGGGUUUCGUGGAGUGGCAGAUGGGGCAGCAGGCCGACGGGAAGGACAGCGUGGCCCGGCAGGUGGCCCCCGAGUCCCACUGGCCUGAACUCCGCAUCCUCAUCCUUGUGGUGAGCGCGGACAAGAAGCCGACCAGCAGCACGGCAGGCAUGCAGGCCAGCGUGGACACCAGUGCCCUGCUGCGGUUCCGGGCCGAGGCAGUGGUGCCCGCACGCAUGGCAGAAAUGGCCCGCUGCAUCCGAGAGCGUGACUUCUGCGGCUUCGCGCAGCUCACCAUGAAGGACAGCAACCAGUUCCACGCCACCUGCCUGGACACCUUCCCGCCCAUCUGCUACCUCAAUGACACCUCCCGGCACAUCAUGCAACUGGUGCACCGCUUCAACACCCACCACGGGGACACCAAGGCGGCAUACACCUUUGAUGCGGGCCCCAACGCUGUGAUCUUCACCCUGGAUGACACUGUGGCCGAGUUUUUGGCCGCCGUGAAGCACAGCUUCCCCCCUGAGUCGAACGGAGACACGUUUCUGAAGGGGUUGCCUGUGAGGCCCGUUCCUCUCUCAGACGAGCUGAAGGCCGCCCUAGCCAUGGAACCGGUGCCUGGCGGGGUCAGAUAUGUCAUUGCCACCCAGGUGGGGCCAGGGCCUCAAGUCCUGGACGACCCCCACACCCACCUCCUGGGCCUCGAUGGCCUGCCGAAACUAGCUGCAUGACCGCAGCACCUCGGGACCCACUGCCACUCAGGGAAGGGGUGCCUCGCAGGACUCAGCGGCUGGUGUGGCAGCUGGACCUGUUGGGACCUGAGACCGUCAGGGGACCGCAGCCUCCCGGUAGCUGGGAGUGAGUCCUCACCAAGUGCCUCAGCUGUCCCAGAAGUACCCAGCCUUGCAGGAUGGGACUGGGAUGGGGUGGAGAGCGGAUGUGUUGGGCUGAAGGGUUCCCUGACCAGCUCUGCCCCUGAGAUGUCCCAAGAUGGCCUGUGGAGCUGGCGCCUCCUGUGGGGUCGGGCCUCAGGGCCUCAGGAAACCCAUGGCCUCUGGGACAAUUGCCGCCCAAGAAGCUGCUGCCCAGAUGGGUAGAUCUUGAGCUCAGGCUGCGAGUGGGCGGGACAUUUCUAUAUAAAAAGCCCAGCCUGGCAGGCAUGGGCAUCUGGGGUAUGGGCACCUGGCCCCACUGACCUCGGGGAAUAAACGCAGUUUCGCCAA